AUCUAAUCAGAGUUGUGGUGAAAACACCUGUUUCACCACUCUGCUCCCUGACGAGGUGAACAUGAAGAUCUGACUCCCAUGUCCCAUCUAUCUACUUUUUUUUUUAACGUUUUGUUGUAAUGUUAACUUGUGUCUGACGGAUAAAUCAGGAGGAUGAGGCGUCUCACGUCUAAUUUAAUCUUCACCGCAGGACUCAUCGUGGGAUUUCUGUCCCUUCGCUUUCUGUUGUACUGUUUCUCACAAGAGCAGCUCACAAACUUCGGGAGAGAUUACAGACCUGAAGCUGAAUACGGUUCACUGCAUCAACACAGAGGUAAGAAAAGGAGCCCAGCCACUAAUUCCUCCAACACAGUACGGGUCUUGUGCUGGAUCAUGACGGGGCCCAAUAACUUGGAAUCUCGAACCAAGCACAUCAGAGAAACAUGGGGCAAGCGCUGCAACAAAGUGCUGUACAUGAGCUCCGUCAAGACUGACUUCCCCACUGUGGAACUUAACGUGAGCGAGGGAAGGGACAAUCUGUACUGGAAGACCAUCCGAGCCUUUCAGUACAUCCACCAGCACCACCUGGACGAAGCAGACUGGUUCCUGAAAGCGGACGACGACACGUUCGUGGUUGUGGAGAACUUACGCUACGUCUUGUCCAAAUAUGAUCCAGAGAAGCCGUGGUAUGUGGGCAGAAGGUUCACCCCAUUCAUCAGUCAAGGCUACAUGAGUGGAGGAGCCGGUUAUGUCCUCAGUAAGGAAGCACUGAGGAGAUUUAUCAAAGGGUUCGAUACUGGGCAAUGUACCCACUUCUCCACCAUAGAGGACAUGGCUCUGGGAAAAUGUAUGGAGACGAUGAAGGUGAAGCUAGCAGACUCCAGAGAUGUGAAGGGGAGACAAACAUUUCAUUCUUACCCUCCAGGGUAUUACCUGAUCAGACAGCUACCAAGACCACGGCCUUGGUAUCUGAUUUAUGAGCACUAUGAACCAAUAGAGGGUCCAGGUUGCUGCUCAGAUUUUGUUGUGUCCUUUCACUACAUAUACGCCGUCCAGCUGUACGCUUUGGAGUAUCUGACGUACCAUUUACGUCCAUAUGGAUACAAACACAGAUUUAAUCCUGAUGAAAAAACUGAAUUUAAUGCCCCCAUGUAAAAAACGAAAAAGUCCUUGUUGGUGUCUGAAUUACAACCCUUGCACUAAUUGGAGAUGGGUCGAGGGUGUCAGUAUGUUUUCAGAGCAAAGCUUAAUUUAUAAACCUUUAAUAUAUUUAAUUCUAGGGUCUGAUUUCAACUGUGAAUGCUUUGAGGUGUUUAACUAAACUGCCACUUCACUGUGUGAACAUCUUAAAUUUUAAGAUUGUUCAUAACCUGUCUUCCUCAUUGUCUUUUAUGACAAUGCUACAAAUGCACUGUACUUAAAGAAGGGUGUCUUUCUCUGCCAUGUUAAUUUAAGGUGGUAUCUAGACCAAUAAAAACUGAUGAUGAUUGUAUCCUGGCCACCAACAUAAUGUACUGUCAAACUUUAGUGUCCUUUACUGGUUGGGUGUGACAUGUUUUGACAAAUACAGCUGUCAGAUAGACGCCGGAUCUGUUUUUAUAGAAAUACUUUGGAUGUUUGAACUAUAAUAGAAAUGUUUAAGCUUUUGUCAUGCUACACAUUGUUAGAUUCAAUCCUCCACAAUCCAGUCGGUCAGUUUAGUUGACCUAAACCAUGAGAAUGUAUAAUUCAUUCAAAUGUUCCUACACUUUGAGUAAGCGAUGGAAAUAAAAAAAGCAUUCUCUCUCUACCUUUUGAGGGGAAACAAGAUUUUAAACGUAAUUAAAGUAAUUAAGGGACUGUCGUAAAAACAGAAGUUCAUUGAUUGAUGCACAUAAAAGCCUGGGUUAUUUUAUUUAACGUCCGGUUCAGUUUGUUAAAAGAAGUGUGCAGCAUAUGUUUACACCAUGAAUCCAAGCAGAUGCCAUUUGUUGCAGGAUAUCUUCAUAUCCUCUGAUUGUCCGGUGCUUUAAAACACUGUAGCUUGUUGUGUUUAUACUUUUAUUUUUGGUAUGUCUGCUGGUUGUAGCUGUAUAUUUCCCAGAGUGAUAUGAACCUAUGAAUCUAUUCCCAAAAUGUCAAACUCCUGGGUUAAAAUAACUGUCCGAUUUUGGGACAUCCGGAUGGAACAAAAGGUUUUAACUUGAUAAACACAACAUGUACAGUCUGCUGCUGCGUGAGGCUUCAGAUCAGCAGCAACUACUGUGUGUGUACUCGACGUCAAAUGUCAUAUCUGUGAUGCACUUUUGAAAUUAUGUUAUUGAAAUGGGCAAUCUUUAAGAAAUUAUAUUUUAUUUAUUGAAAAAAAAGUUUAUUUUGUUUAACUACCAUGUUGUAAGUUCACUAUUCCUUCUGGCACUUUUAGUGUUAAACAAUUAAACAACAUAUUUUACA
Molecule: messenger RNA, 2412 nt
Organism: Larimichthys crocea (large yellow croaker)
Lineage: Eukaryota; Metazoa; Chordata; Actinopteri; Sciaenidae
Gene: c1galt1a
Product: core 1 synthase, glycoprotein-N-acetylgalactosamine 3-beta-galactosyltransferase 1a
Exons: 3
Coding region: 154-1134 (326 amino acids)
Cellular component (GO): membrane
Molecular function (GO): N-acetylgalactosaminide beta-1,3-galactosyltransferase activity
Source: RefSeq, a predicted model, not a curated record